CAGUCGCGGCCAGGCGCCCGUGGGGAGCAUGGCGGCCUCUUCGAGUGGAGAGAAGGAGAAGGAGCGGCCGGCAAGCGGCUCCGGAGCGGCCGGCGGUAACAGCACGCGAGAGCGGCUCCUGUCUGCGCUGGAAGAUCUGGAGGUCUUGUCGAGAGAACUUAUAGAAAUGCUGGCAAUUUCAAGAAACCAGAAGUUGUUGCCGCCUGAUGAGGAAAACCAGGUCCUGGAGUUGUUGAUUCACAGAGAUGGCGAAUUUCAAGAACUGAUGAAAUUGGCACUUAAUCAGGGAAAAAUCCAUCAUGAAAUGCAAGUUUUAGAAAAGGAAGUAGAGAAGAGAGACAGUGAUAUUCAGCAACUACAAAAACAGCUAAAAGAAGCAGAACAAAUCCUGGCAACAGCUGUUUACCAAGCAAAAGAAAAACUCAAAUCAAUAGAAAAAGCAAGAAAAGGUGCCAUCUCCUCUGAAGAAAUAAUUAAGUAUGCACAUAGGAUUAGUGCGAGUAAUGCUGUGUGUGCCCCACUGACCUGGGUUCCAGGGGACCCACGGAGACCAUACCCAACUGACUUAGAGAUGAGAAGUGGAUUAUUGGGUCAAAUGAACAAUCCUUCUACUAAUGGUGUAAAUGGUCAUUUACCAGGAGAUGCACUUGCAGCAGGGAGACUGCCAGAUGUCCUUGCUCCACAAUACCCAUGGCAGUCAAAUGAUAUGUCACUGAAUAUGUUACCACCGAAUCACAGUAAUGACUUCUUGCUGGAACCUCCGGGGCAUAAUAAAGAAAACGAAGAUGAUGUAGAAGUUAUGUCAACAGACUCCUCAAGCAGUAGUAGUGACUCUGAUUAAAAAAACAAAAGACAAAACUCAUACAGAGUUAAAUUCUGUAGAAUCCUGUUCCUUAAACAAUAGUGAGCCUGUAAAAAAAAGAGCCAGGUAAUACUGCCUAGCGUGGAAUUGUGCAGCCCAUUAAAAAUCACUGGGCUUCUUUUUGAAGCCAAAGAUCGUUUCAAUUCUGAACCACUCAAUGAAUAUUUGAAGAAUAAUCAAAAAUUUAUUGUUGGGGAAAAAACUACUCAUUUCAGUGCUGCCCUAUGCUGUUAUAUUCCAGUUAUGUUGGACUUGUACGUAGUAGCUCUGGAAGUAAAAGUUGAGGGAAAUAAACCAUGUACAUAUCACUAAUCAGCCCCUGGGAUUGUUUAGAAAAGCAUUUUAAAGAAGGGCAGGGGGUCACUGAGUGCAUCAUAUCUCAAAAUAACAAACCCUCAUUUGAAAGUUAAGGUUGGUAGCUUCUGUCACGGUAAUGGGAAGUUGUCUCAAUUUGUACUGUCUGUAAUUAUUGUAAUUUUUGUAAAUAAACAUACUUUUGUUCGUACUCUGA
Suricata suricatta (meerkat) is the source of this 1373-nucleotide messenger RNA. It is a transcript of the gene MED4, whose product is annotated as mediator complex subunit 4. Gene Ontology annotation, molecular function: transcription coregulator activity. Gene Ontology annotation, cellular component: core mediator complex; mediator complex. The transcript is spliced from 7 exons. The record is from RefSeq and is a predicted model, not a curated record. The coding region runs from base 29 to 841 and encodes 270 amino acids. Lineage: Eukaryota; Metazoa; Chordata; Mammalia; Carnivora; Herpestidae. Gene Ontology annotation, biological process: regulation of transcription by RNA polymerase II.